AUGGGUAUUUGCUUAGAUACAGAAAAAAACAACACUGUGUCCGACAUAGAGGACCCAGACUGGAAAGGCGGUGGACCAAGCUCUCGUUCCGCUGUGGUACGCACUCCGAGGAGCGCCAUCAACGGGAUGCAGAACACCGGGAAAGUAAAGUUCGAUCCACCGAAAGUGCCAGUUAUAUUCAUCUUAGGUGGCCCCGGUAGUGGUAAAGUUACGCACUGCGAUACUCUGAUGCAGGAGCGCCGCGGUGUUACACACAUCAAUAUGAUGGACUUGCUCCAACAGUAUGCUAUAGGAAAUGACAUGCAGGACUUCUCCCAACUUUCGUCCCGUACGGUCACAGAAGUUCUGAUGCUCGAAAUGAAAAUGUCACCAGCUGCCAAAACCUACCUGGUCUCCGGAUAUCCCCGAUCGAUGCGGGACGUCGUCGAAUAUUCAGAAAAGAUCCAGGUAAUCAACGGUGUGAUAUUAAUAUCUUGGCGUCAGGCAAUACUACAGAAGCAAAUCGACUAUGGUGCCAAGCUGGGCCACGUGGUACUUUCGCUGGCCAAGAUGGAGCUUGAUAACUUUUUCAAAAACGUCAUGCCCGUUGCGGAUUACUUCGACCAGAGCGACAUGCUGAUUGCGAUCAACGGUGAGCGGUCGCCGUCGGAGGUGUACAAAGACUUCCGCGCCGCAGUACUCGACAUACUGGGCGCGCAAGAAAAUCAGGAAGCACUGUUGAACGGAGUCGCAGGUAUGGGCAGGGGCGUAGAUGACAUACCCGGCAGUAUAGUUAGUGUAGACACGGCACCUAGUCAACCUAAGGUCAUUGCAGCUCCCGCACAUCAAGUAGAAUUAAAUCAUACUCGCACGCCUCCGCCCCCAGCGAACGGUCCGACCCGUCCGGCCGUCGGCGACCAGAUGACGCGCCCGACGUCGCACGGGUUGCUGCAACGGCAGCAGUCACGGUCCAGCCUACAGUCGCGGCAGCUACCACGCCAUGAGGAUACCGGCGCAACGGCCACGACCGUUGGCUACGGGGAGCUGCUAUCUCCCGAACGAUUACCUCACCGAGGUGGCCGGAUUCCACCGAUCAUCUGGGUCAUCGGAGGUCCUGGAAGCAAUAAGGCUUCGCUGUGUCUUAAGGUUGUCGGUAUCAACGCCGGUUGGGGUCACUUUAGUGUGGGACGAUCUUUGCGAGCUGUGGCCGAAGCAGGACCCCGUGUAGGCUCAGACAACUAUGCCGUCAAAGAGGCCAUCACCGCUGGGGAGAUGGUCCCGAAGAAGUCCCUAGACGCCCUCAUUGCAAGUCAAUUGACACAACUUGCCGACAAGCGGGGCAUCAUCAUAGACGGUUUUCCGCGCGACAUCGACCAGGUUUCGGACUUUGAGCGCAAGUACAAUCAGAAACCUCCAAUCAUCCUGCUGGAUUGCUCCAAGUUACAGCUCGGCCGUGGCAGACUUGACGACACGGUAUCGUCCUUCAGGCGUCGCUUGGAGCUGUUCCGAGAACUCACACUCCCCAUGCUGAAGGAGAUGGACACGGCGGGGCGACUCACGAUUGUUGACGGUGACACGGACAGUCCAACCGUGCAGCGCGAGUUCGAACGGAUCGUGCGCGUCAACAUGGAGCGGGUGUUGAACUCCGGCCUUGUACCCGACCCCCAGCAGGAGGACACCGCCGAAGCGAGAGACGUUCAACCGGUCCAGAUAGGCAACUUCCGGAGCGUCCUACAACAAAGUCAGCAGGCCAGCAUGGAUGCAAUCGUGCAGGAUUUGGACACGGAAUCGGUACCGGGCGCGGUUCCUACCAUAAGCCAUCACGUCAGCCUGGCCAAUGGACAUCUACCGGGCAGUGGGAAGGCGGCAGGCCCGGCGAAGAAUGGGUUCGUGCCGAACGGACGGCCAAACUUUCGCAACAUGCUCGAGGAAGCGGAUAGCUAUCCGAUAGAUUCACACAUCUAA
Messenger RNA from Anopheles coustani, 1944 nucleotides. RefSeq lists its product as uncharacterized. The record is from RefSeq and is a predicted model, not a curated record. The coding region runs from base 1 to 1944 and encodes 647 amino acids. The transcript has 9 exons. Gene Ontology annotation, cellular component: nucleus; cytoplasm. Gene Ontology annotation, molecular function: ATP binding; UMP kinase activity. Gene Ontology annotation, biological process: UDP biosynthetic process; CDP biosynthetic process. NCBI's taxonomy places the organism in Eukaryota, Metazoa, Arthropoda, Insecta, Diptera, Culicidae.